AUGACUGAUGAAGGCGACGAUAUUCCACAAUGGCUUAGUUUACUGAUUGUGUUAUCGGUAAGUUCAACGGUUUUCCUCGCCUUGGUGUUAAACUGUAAUCCAUAUCUGACCAGUGAAAUCGGUUACGCCGAUGGAGGGGACAUGUAUUCUCAUCAGAUAGAAAUCCUCUACCUGAAGGAACUACUUCAAAGUGGAGCAACGGAUUUUUGGUUCGACGAAGUCACGUUGGGUUACCCUUUCUUCCUCGCGUAUAAACCAUUUCCGUGUUUAGUUACAUCCAUCUUGAUGAUCCUCACAGAAUCAUUUAUCAGUCCCCUGUUGUUGUUCCGAUGGAUGUAUCUGGUCAUUCUCUCAGUAAUGCCAUGGACAUGGUUGAUUGGCCUGCGUAAGCUAGGACUGACACGAUUGGAGGCGACUUUGGUUUCCCUUUGCGUGUAUUCCAUAAAUAGCUGGCGAAAGUUUGGAUUGGAGCUGGAAGCAUUUCAGUAUUAUGGACUCUUCACACAGGCUCAUGGAAUGGCUAUAUUUCCAAUGGCAGCUGGGUUCCUGUAUAAGUACAUUAUAUAUGGCCUUGGCUCAAGAAAUAAAACAGUGUUACUGGUCGUCCUCAACUUCACUGCGCAUGCGUUCUUCGGCAUCUAUCUUGGCAUAGUGACCGGAGUAACCUUGGUAGUAGAUUUGUUUACCAAUCCACUGCCUUUUAAAAGGAAAAUAUGGUCGCCUUCAAUCUCGCGCGCAUGCUCCGUGCACUUUCUAACUGUUGCUUUGCUGUCGUGGUGGAUUAUCCCAGUGUUAGUAAAUUUUAAAUACAUUGGAGGUUUACCUUGGAAGAAUGACAGUGAGAACGGCUACCAGGCUGGAUUUAUUCUUAGAAAGUUAUUUUCCGGGGACGUUUUUGACCACGAAAGAUCAUUUCCAUUUAUUACUGUCGGAGUGAUAGCAGGGUUACCUUGUGUCUGUUUUACAUGGAGAAGGAAGGACAGAAAUACAUUGUACCAUAGCGCUAAACGAAGAAUGAUACUUACUUGGCUUGGUGCACUGUCGGUUCUACGACUUGAUUCCAUUUCAUAA
This is a messenger RNA of Stylophora pistillata, 1071 nucleotides long. RefSeq lists its product as uncharacterized. NCBI's taxonomy places the organism in Eukaryota, Metazoa, Cnidaria, Anthozoa, Scleractinia, Pocilloporidae. The record is from RefSeq and is a predicted model, not a curated record.